Odontomachus brunneus is the source of this 3319-nucleotide messenger RNA. RefSeq names its product probable ATP-dependent RNA helicase DDX31. The transcript is spliced from 9 exons. Gene Ontology annotation, molecular function: ATP binding; RNA helicase activity; nucleic acid binding. Gene Ontology annotation, biological process: ribosome biogenesis. Gene Ontology annotation, cellular component: nucleus. The record is from RefSeq and is a predicted model, not a curated record. The coding region runs from base 188 to 3100 and encodes 970 amino acids. Lineage: Eukaryota; Metazoa; Arthropoda; Insecta; Hymenoptera; Formicidae.
ACAUAUAUAUAAGCGCACUCUGAAUAGCGCUCUUCUUGUGCGCAUGCUCACAUCUGAUCAUAUGUUCGACAACGUGCUGUAUCGACCAUGUGGUUUUGAGUAACGCGGUAUCUCUGUGUAUUUUAUUGUGUGUAAAGUGUACGUAAAAAUAGCGAUUCCCUGCUAAACAAUCCACAUCUUAUUCACAAUGGCAAUUCCAGACAUGGAUAUUUCUUUAAACGUGACGGCGGAACCAGUUUUCACCGUGAAGAAGAAAAAAAACAAGGUUGCGAAGACCUCAGUUAAAAGAUUGAAACAUCAAUCUUUCCAAAAAGGUAUAGCAGUGAAUAAUAAAGAAUUGAAAAGAAAUGUGGGUACACAAGAGACGGGAGGCAAAUCAAGGAUUAAACAGAAAUUUUUGUCAGCUAUCUUUGCUAAGAAAUUGAAAGGUACAAACACUGUCGCUCAUAAGAUGCUGCAACAGUCGCAGGCAUCAUCUCAAGUUAAAAAUACAACAGCUAAAGUUACAGAGAUUAGGAAAAUUAAACAAUUUGAUACAAUAGAUAAAAAAGUCUCGAAAUCUGAUAAAAUUUCAUCCACUGUAAGUUCUGAUACCACAAAUGAACCGAUGGUAUCCUUUACUAAGCCAACAAAGGAACACAUUGGUAAAACGUUGUUAGCAAGGAAGAGAGAUGCAUCAAGGAAUGAACAAAAGAGAUCUCUUUCUGACAUAUUUUCAAGUCAAGUGAAGAAUCAGACACAAUUAAAUGUAAGCACGAUUCAGAAACAUGACAUUGAUAAAAAUAGUGUGCAGAACAGAGAACCUAAAGUAGUAGCUAAAGAACCAUUUGCUUCAAAAGACAAAAAGAAAAAGAUAGAGAAGAAUAGACAGAAUGAAAAGGAUAGGAAUACAAAAAUAAUAAAAAAACAUAGAGAAAAGAUUAUGAAUGAUGACAGAGAAUCGGAUAAAACUCCAAGGUUGCCACACAGAGCUAGUGGGAAAAUCUCUUCUUUAUUUGGCAACAAUCCUGAUAUACCAACCAUUGGUCAAAGAUUUGUAAAACCUGUAAAUGAACCAAUUUUUACAGAGGUCACUUUUGAAAAUCUCAAUAUUCAUCCAUUCAUGAUAUCAAAUUUAGCACAAAAUAUGAAUAUUACAAAAAUGACUACGGUUCAGCAGAAAGCAAUUCCUCAGAUAUUCUCAGCUAGGGAUAUUUUAAUCAGGUCACAGACAGGUUCUGGGAAAACAUUAGCGUAUGCUAUACCCAUUGUCGAGUCGUUGCACAAAAUUAGGCCCAAAUUAAAUAGAAACUGUGGUUUGUCGGCUCUUAUAGUCGUGCCCACGAGAGAAUUGGCUUUGCAAACAUAUGAGUGUUUCAUAAAAUUGGUUAAACCGUUUACAUGGAUUGUACCAGGAUAUUUAAUCGGUGGGGAAAAGAGAAAAGCAGAAAAGGCACGAUUGAGGAAAGGGUGUAACGUAUUAAUAGCUACUCCCGGUAGAUUAUUAGAUCACAUAAAGCACACGAAAGCGUUGAGAUUGCACGAGGUUAGGUAUUUCAUAUUAGACGAAGCUGAUAGAAUGCUUGAUAUGGGAUAUGAGAAAGACAUCUCCGGGAUAGUAAGCGCUUUAAAAGUGUCAAGCAUUAACAAAGAUGAAUCAGGAUACGAUCCAAUGAAAAUGUUAAAGCAAAAAGAUAUUAAGAAGACAUACAUAGAUGAAGAUGUUGAAGCUCUGCUACAGGGAAAUUCGAAGGAAGAUGACAAUGAAACAACAAUAGAUAACACCGAUAGUAAUAAGCAUAAACAGACGUAUCAUUCGAGUGAUGAGAGUGAUACCGAUGAAGCCGUUAAUUAUACCGUUCCAAUGAAAAAGAAGGAUACACAACAUUCUGAUACGAGUAAAAAAUCUGUCUCGGAAAGUGCUCGAGACAUCGAGCAAGAUCGGGAAGAAGGUGAAAAUCAAUCGAAACGAAAGACAAUUCUACUUUCCGCGACUCUGACGCAGGCCGUCGAGAAAUUGGCGGGUCUGACGAUGCGGAAUCCGAUUUUCGUUGACGCGGCUAAGGAAAAUUUAGAAGUGAAAGGUGGAAAUAUCAGUGAGAUCAACGAGGAUUUAGUAGUGCCGCAAGGCGUAACUCAAAGUUACAUAGUCACUCCACCUAAAUUAAGAAUGGUCACUCUAAGCGCCUAUAUUGCCGGAAGGUGUCAGACUCCCGGACAGCAUAAAAUAUUGAUAUUUAUGGCUACGCAAGACAUGGUAGACUACCAUACCGAGAUUCUAUCAUCUGUCCUUACGAAACCGAUAAACGACGAUGACGAGGACUCCGAUCCGUUGGUCGAUGUGGAAUUUUUUAAACUAUAUGGUAAUAUGACGCAAAGAGAAAGGACAGACGUCUUUAAAACGUUCAGGCAAGCAAACAGCGGAGUACUGCUGUGUACGGAUGUUGCAGCGCGAGGAUUAGAUAUGCCAAAGGUAGAUUGUGUCAUACAAUAUACGGGGCCAACUUCGGCUAGGGAUUACGUUCAUCGAAUCGGUAGGACCGCACGUGCCGGAUCCUCCGGUACAGCGACGAUCUUUCUGACACCUCCGGAGGUCGAGUUCGUACGAAUGCUCGAGUCGAGGCGUAUCAGAAUCAAACAAGAAGACAUGAACGAUAUCCUAGACAAACUGUUGGCACCUCUCUCUAGACACAACUCGGUGCAAGCGGCGGCUACCGCUCUCCAAAACGACUUUGAAAGUCUAAUAUUAGAGAAUCGGCAACUUAGCGCAAAAGCGUGUAAAGCAUAUAUCUCAUGGGUGCGUUUCUACUCGAGUUACCCCCGUGACAUGCGCGAGAUAUUCAAUCGGAAAGAGCUUCAUUUGGGUCACUAUGCAAAGAGUUUCGCAUUGAGGGAUCCGCCGCAACGAAUCGGCGGAAUCGGCAAGAAGCUACGCGAAGAAGAAAUCUCGACACCCAAGCACAACAAUCGACUGUCGAAUAAGCCAUUCGACCGGGUAUCGCAAAAGGAGCCAAAGAGUCAAGAUGAGGGGCAAAGAAGGGGAUUACUGAAAAGGGUCAGGAUGCUCAAUACCUCUGAGUACGACAGUGGCCUCGAACCCCUGAAGAAGCCAAAGAAGUAAUUCGGAACUGAUCGGCUCGACACAUUGUAAACAGAGUGCGAGUCACAGCUGUGUUUCACACCUUGUAAAUACGCACUGUUUUAUCCUUUAUCGACACUUGAAAUAUUUUGUUACAUCCCAAUCUCUGAUCAUGUUUAUAAUUUAUACAUCUAAAUACCUGUACUAAUUUUGCUACUUGAAUAAUUUUUCAAGUAGAUAAAUACAUUUUACCGCCCAAUA